This is a messenger RNA of Macaca mulatta (Rhesus monkey), 4349 nucleotides long. It is a transcript of the gene DYNC2I1, whose product is annotated as dynein 2 intermediate chain 1. The record is from RefSeq and is a predicted model, not a curated record. NCBI's taxonomy places the organism in Eukaryota, Metazoa, Chordata, Mammalia, Primates, Cercopithecidae. Gene Ontology annotation, molecular function: dynein light chain binding; dynein heavy chain binding. Gene Ontology annotation, biological process: intraciliary transport. Gene Ontology annotation, cellular component: cytoplasmic dynein complex.
GGGAAUGCACAGGCGCACUGUGAGAGACCGCAGGGCACGCUGGGUAGGGCACGCUGGGCAGGGCAGCUCGGCCCUCUGCUGCUCCUGCCUGCCGGUUGCUAGGCGCUGGGACGCGCCUGCUGAAGUGUGCGGGGCUACAGGUGGCCUCCUUGUGGUGGGCCGUGACUGGCCGGGGCCGAGGACACCGCGGCUGCCCGGGCCUGCGAGAAGCAAUGGAACCCGGGAAGAGAAGAACCAAAGAUGAUACCUGGAGAGCAGAUGACCUCAGAAAACAUCUCUGGGCCAUGCAGUCAGGCGGUUCCAAGGAAGAAAAGAAGCACAGAGAGAAGAAGCUGCGUAAGGAGUCUGAAAUGGACCUUCCUGAACACAAGGAGCCGAGGUACAGGGAUCCCGAGCAGGAUGCCAGGAGCAGAGACAGGGCGGCUGAAGUCCACACUGCUAAGGAGAGCCCUCGUGGGGAGAGGGACAGAGACAGACAGAGGGAGAGGAGAAGAGACGCAAAAGACCGGGAGAAAGAAAAGCUGAAGGAGAAGCAUCGAGAGGCAGAAAAGUCUCACAGCAGAGGAAAGGACAGGGAAAAAGAAAAAGACAGAAGGGCCCAGAAGGAAGAGCCCCGGCAGACCGUGGCCCGCCACAACCUGCUGGGCCAGGAGACACACGACCGGCAGCUCCUGGAGCGGGCGGAGAGGAAGGGCCGCUCAGUAAGUAAAGUAAGAAGUGAAGAGAAAGAUGAAGACUCUGAAAGAGGAGAUGAAGAUAGAGAAAGAAGAUACCGAGAAAGAAAGCUGCAGUACGGAGACAGCAAGGACAACCCUCUCAAGUACUGGCUUUAUAAAGAAGAAGGUGACAGGAGACACAGGAAGCCCAGAGACCCAGAUCGAGACAAGAAACACCGAGAAAAAAGCAGCACAAGGGAAAAAAGAGAAAAAUAUUCCAAAGAGAAAAGUAAUUCAUUCUCUGAAAAAGAAGGGGAAGAAAGACAUAAAGAAAAGCGACACAAAGAAGUCCUUCAUUUUGAUGAUGAGAGGCACCGAACCAGUGUGGAUAGAAAAGAGAGAUCAGCAAAAGACGAGCACAAGAAAAGGGAAUCCAAGGUACCCCUUCCGAUGCUUCGUUGCCUUCACAGCCGCCACGAGAACGGUGAACACAGAAAUCGAGGUGCAAGCUCAAAAAGAGAUGGGACCAGCAGCCAGUAUGCCGAGAAUUUAGUAAGGAAUCACGGAAAAGAUAAAGAUUCAAGACGGAAGCAUGGCCAUGAGGAAGGUUCUUCCGUGUGGUGGAAGCUGGACCAGAGGCCAGGAGGCGAGGAAACUGUGGAAAUUGAAAAGGAAGAAACUGAUUUAGAAUAUGCUAGAGCUGAUGCAUAUACAGCCAGUUGUGAAGAUGAUUUUGAAGACUACGAAGAUGACUUUGAGGUUUGUGAUGGUGAUGAUGAUGAAAGCAGUAAUGAACCUGAGUCAAGAGAAAAAAUGGAAGAACUUCCUCUAGCUCAAAAAAAGGAAAUACAAGAAAUUCAAAGAGCUAUUAAUGCAGAAAAUGAAAGGAUUGGCGAGUUAUCUUUGAAACUGUUUCAGAAGCAAGGUAGAACAGAAUUUGAAAAGGAGCCCAGGACAGAUACAAACAGUUCCCCUUCCAGAGCCUCCGUUUGUGGAAUUUUUGUGGAUUUUGCCUCAGCUUCACACCGUCAAAAGAGUCGGACUCAGGCCCUUAAGCAAAAGAUGCGAAGUACAAAACUGCUUCGGCUCAUUGACUUAGAUUUUUCAUUUACUUUCUGGCUCUUGGAUCUACCACCAGUAAAUGAAUAUGACAUGUAUAUCAGAAACUUUGGGAAAAAAAAUACCAAGCAGGCAUAUGUUCAGUGUAACGAAGAUAAUGUUGAAAGAGACAUUCAAACGGAGGAAAUAGAGACCAGGGAAGUGUGGACCCAGCACCCAGGAGAAAGUACCAUUGUAUCUGGAGGCAGUGAACAAAGAGAUACCUCUGAUGCUGUAGUUAUGCCAAAGAUUGAUACUCCAAGGUUAUGUAGCUUUCUGCGGGCGGCUUGUCAGGUGAUGGCUGUUUUGCUGGAAGAGGAUCGCUUGGCAGCUGAACCCAGCUGGAAUCUUAGGGCUCAAGACAGGGCCCUGUAUUUUAGUGACAGCUCAUCUCAGCUGAACACCAGCCUGCCAUUCCUUCAAAAUCGAAAAGUAUCCUCCUUGCACGCCUCCCGAGUUCAGAGGCAGAUGGUGGUCUCCGUUCACGACUUACCCGAGAAGGCCUUUGUGCCCCUGCUGGACAGCAAAUACGUCCUCUGUGUGUGGGAUAUUUGGCAGCCUUCAGGGCCACAGAAGGUUCUGAUAUGUGAGUCCCAGGUGACGUGUUGCUGCUUGAGCCCAUUCAAAGCAUUUUUACUGUUUGCCGGAACAGCGCAUGGCUCAGUCGUCGUCUGGGAUUUGAGAGAAGACUCAAGGUUGCAUCACUCUAUGAAGCUGAGCGAUGGUUUCUGGACAUUCCGGACGGCCACGUUUUCCACCGAUGGAAUCCUUACCUCAGUAAACCACCAAAGCCCUCUGCAAGCAGUAGAACCUAUCUCGACGUCCGUCCACAAAAAGCAGAGCUUUGUGCUUUCGCCCUUUUCGACUCAGGAAGAAAUGUCAGGUUUGUCCUUCCACAUCGCUUCCUUGGAUGAGAGUGGGGUUCUCAAUGUGUGGGUGGUUGUUGAAUUACCAAAGGCAGACAUCGCAGGUUCAGUAAGUGAUUUAGGCCUGAUGCCUGGAGGGAGGGUCAAGCUGGUACAUAGUGCUCUGAUCCAGUUGGGUGACAGUCUUUCCCAUAAAGAUAUUGAAUUUUUGGGGACUAUACAAACACUGAAUGUUAAAUUUCUGCCUUCAGACCCUAAUCACUUCAUUGUUGGCACAGACAUGGGUCUCAUAAGCCAUGGCACAAGACAAGAUUUGAGAGUGGCUCCCAAACUAUUCAAACCUCAGCAACGUGGUAUAAGGCCAGUAAAAGUUAAUGUCAUUGAUUUUUCACCAUUUGGAGAACCAAUAUUUUUGGCUUACAGAGAAGUUACACGAGCAGUUCAAAGGCUUCCUGCGCACCCUCUGCAGUACCACGUGGGCUUCCUUCUCUCUGGGUGUUCGCGUAUUUUCACUGUCUGAGGGGAAGUUGCAGACAUGAUACUCCAUCCCUAAACAGUUCAGCGUGCGUUUCCUAAAAGCAAGAACAUCCCCACAUAGCUGUUGUAGUCACGGUCACCAGGGAGUUCACACUGGUACAAAGCUGCUAUCGAAUCUGUAGAGGGAGGGAGAUGGCAUGGAUUGUCUGAUAAUGUCCUUUGUAAGAAAAACCAUGUCCCAGUUCAUGUGUCUCAUUCAGUGGUUUGUCUCUUUAAACUCCCUUGAUCUGGAUGUCAAAGACUGAAUUCCUCCGUCUUUCAUGACCUUGACAUUUUUGAAGGGCACAGGCCAGUUACUUUGUAGAAUGUUCUUGAGCCUGAGCUUGUCUGAGGUUUCGGUCCGUCACAGACGCAGCUUUUUCGUGCUUGGCUGGAGGAGCUCAGGGUGAUGUGUGUCCUUGGGAGACCCAUGACGUCAGUUUGUACCAUCCCACAUAACACUAAUUCUGACCAUGUGGAACUACCAUGGUCCCACUGAUGAAGUGUCUCACGGGGAGAUACCCUGACACUUUGUAAACGUCUCAAAACUCCUUAGAUUUUCACCACCAGUUCCGGCAUCCAUGGAUGAAUCUCGCCUGAGUUGAUUAUUAGGAUGAUUGGCAAGUAGUGAUUUUCCAGCCCACCGUUAAUUUUACAUGUACCAGUUGGCUUUCUACUGUUGGGGAAGACUUUUCCUUUCUCUGUAUAUGGAUGUAUGUGUCUAUUUAUUACAUGUUGUGGACACGUUGCUUUUUACUUUAUUCAGUAGGUCAUAAUCAUUUACUAGCAGUAUUUAUUUUGCUGCUCAAAUUUUCUGGGUUAGGUCAGUGGCUGUCCUUCGAGCUGCCUCUUUAUCCUUUUGAUGUCAUCCUGUGAGCCCUGAACCAGCCACUUCUCCUCAGAGUUCUGGCUCUUAUGAGUGGUGGAAAUAUCUAGAAGCCAAGAUCCGGGCAGUAAGAAGUGUUUGACAUACUUGUGGGCCUGCUCAGAGACACAGCACACGGAAUACCUGCUUUUAUCUGUAAACCACAUAGACAGGCAUCACACCCUGUGAGUUUGCACCCUCGUCUCCAACUCCAGGCUAACAAACGGUCCCCCCAGCCUCCCUCCUCCACGGCGGUGCCUGACUCUCAGACAGUGUGUUAUUAGGACGAUUGAUCUGGUGGAUGCUUCCUGCACUUUAUCCGUUCACAUGCUCACUCUCGGAAUACAC